Molecule: messenger RNA, 1620 nt
Organism: Homalodisca vitripennis (glassy-winged sharpshooter)
Lineage: Eukaryota; Metazoa; Arthropoda; Insecta; Hemiptera; Cicadellidae
Product: lipase 1-like
Exons: 8
Coding region: 57-1235 (392 amino acids)
Biological process (GO): lipid metabolic process
Molecular function (GO): hydrolase activity, acting on ester bonds
Source: RefSeq, a predicted model, not a curated record
AUGAGGGGGGGGGACUUGCCAGUGAAAGUAACCAGUUCUGUAGACCCAGUAUUACUAUGUCGGUAGCUCUGCAAGUCUUGCUCUUACUGGUGUUAUCGGUGUCGUCUCCUAGUCAGGCGGGAUGGAGCACUAUAACCAACACGACAGAGCUGAUAUCCCGGGCUGGAUACCAGUCAGAGAAGCACACAGUGGAGUCCCAAGACGGUUUCCAUGUCUCAGUGUUCAGGAUACCCGGUCCCGGUGCUCCUGUAUUCCUGAUGCACGGACUCUUCGUCGCCUCCGACUCUUGGGUGCUGCGUGGCAAGGGUCGUGACUUGGUAUUCAUGUUGGCUGACCGGGGAUAUGAUGUUUGGCUGGGGGAUGCCCGAGGGAAUUUCUACUCCCGUAGCCACAACACGUUCACUCCAGAUGACUCGGUCUUCUGGGACUUCAGUGUGCACGAGAUGGGAGUGUACGACUUGCCGGCAGUGAUUGACUACGUGCUGAACGCCACAGGUCACAACAGCCUGGUGUACCUAGGCCACUCUCUGGGCACCACCAUGAUGUAUGUUAUGAGCGCCCGCCGGCCUGAGUAUGUGUACAAGGUGCGUCUCAUGGUGGGGUUGGCGCCGGCCGCGUUCUUCGGCAGGUACCGCGCCGCGGUCCAGCGCUUCUUUCUCGAGUCUAGCUCCUCCUACUCGGCGUACUUCGGGCGGGUGGGCGUGCACGAGGUUAUGCCUCGGACUCCGCUGACGGCGGUGAUGGCUCGGCUGUUCUGCAGCAGCAACUCUCCCACUCAGCGGUUAUGUCUCCAGUUCUUCUACUUCACUGCGGGGUUAGGCAGCCUGUCCGACUUCAGCCAUGUCAACAAGACGCUCUUGCCAGAGUUUGUAAGUCACGUGCCUACCGGAGCCUCGCCCAAGACUUUGUCGCACUUGGGUCAACUCAGCAAGUCCGGUCGGUUCUGCAACUACGACUACGGAUCUGAGGAGAACCUGGCGAGGUACGGGUCCAGCUCUCCCCCUGACUACGACCUCAGCAAGACCUCCAUGCCAGUGAUCAACUUUUAUGGAGAGGGUGACACUUUGGUGGAUUCUAGAGAUGCGACAGAACUCAGUGCCAAACUUCCUAACCUGAUAGCCAACAUUGCUGUGGAUAAUCCUCUGUUCAACCACAUGGACUUCAUCUGGGCGGAAGAUGCCACCGAUCUUGUAUAUCAGAGGAUUCUGGAGGUCAUCGCCAAAUAUCCCGGCUAAUGAAACGUCGUUACUAACUACCCAUGCCAAGACUUUAUAUUGGUCAAUAUUUCUUUUGCAUAGUUUUCAAUUUAAAAUCCCUUGAAAGUCACAAAAUAUUAUUCUAAGCCUAAAAUUAAACUAUGGAACAGGAAAUCCCUAUCUUUUGUAUAUCUGUGAAAGAUGGCACUAAAUAAGAAGUCCAAAGGAAAUCUGUGCUGCCAACUAGAAUUUAUAGAAAAUUAUGGAAAGGUGCAAAUUGCUCACUUUUUAAUUUCUUUUAACAUUAAGAAUUAUUUAUAAACUUUCCAAAAUCGAAGAAGUUUUACUGAUGUUACACCACUCAUCCCUAUGUCUACACCACAAAUAUUGAAUAUCCUAAAUAAACCUGAGCCAUAACCAUGUA